Messenger RNA from Mytilinidion resinicola, 1685 nucleotides. RefSeq lists its product as uncharacterized. NCBI's taxonomy places the organism in Eukaryota, Fungi, Ascomycota, Dothideomycetes, Mytilinidiales, Mytilinidiaceae. The coding region runs from base 1 to 1260 and encodes 419 amino acids. The transcript has 5 exons. The record is from RefSeq and is a predicted model, not a curated record.
AUGAGCAAAUACAUCAAAGAUGAUUGGCCUACAAUGCCAGAUGGCAGCCCUUUUGAUGGCAAAGGGCUCCUUUCCCUCGUUAAUGAUGGCAAGAACCCGUUUGAUGGAGUCUGGGACGUUAAUCUUCUCAUUCUGGAGAUUGAAAGGAACCUUAGAGUAAAUGUCAUCGAUAUCCCAUUCAUAUUUAAGGGCGCCAACAAUUAUGGCCUUCAUCUGAAAACUGACGACGGACUAGACCUCGUCGCUCGUCUGGCUCGCGGCGACGUCAACAUGCCCGAAUUCGAUGGCCUCCCAAUUGGUGUGCAAAUCGCAGAGAUCAAGUUCGAAGCGGCAACAUACCAGCUUUUAAGCUCAGAGCCCCGUAUUCUAGUCUCACGUCUGCUCUACUACCGCAUCCCCACGCAGCACGGUGGGCCUGUAGUCAAGCCUCCUCGGAAUCUUGCAGGCCGUCGUUUAAUGGUAUUCGAGAGAGCAGAGGGGGGCAACGAGGUCUGGGAUGACCUAGAUGAGCAAGGAAAGACUUUUCUCCUCGUUCAGGCAGCGGUCAUUCGCGCAUCCCUCUUCAAAUUCAACCCCCCGCUUGCAUUUAGCAGCAUGUGGUUACUUGAUCGCCUUCUUGAGCAAAAGCCCACGUCAUUCAGCAUCCCAGUCGCUCCCACCCGCGAGUUCUGCAUCCAUCUCUUUGAGUCCAAGAUCCAAGCAACCAUCAAAACCUUAGGCGAAGCAAUCGGAUGGCCCAGUGAUAAUUACACGGUCGGGCCAAAAACUUUUGCAGCCAAGCAGUCCCUUUUGCGCCUUGUUCCACAGAUCAUGCCUACAGGCACGGAAGAUAGUUGCUUUUACAGGCUUGUGCUUGAACAUGGCGACUUCGGGAUCCACAAUAUGUCCAUCACAACGGACUGGAACGGCACGCCGCGGGUCACAUCUGUGUAUGACUGGGAGACUGGCUGUAUCCUCCCUGCGCUUUUGUCAGACCCCUUGAUGGCCGUGACGGUCGAUCUAGUAGUGGACGCGGACGCAAAGGCCGCCGUCACGAGAGCACCUGAUAGUGCGGACGAAGAGGAUCGCAGGGAGUUUAAGAAAUGGGCUGACUGUUACUUCAAGGUUCUGUUCAAUGAAGCACCUGACUAUGAACGCGUAAUUCAAGCAGGGCAAGACGCACGCUUUGUGUGGUUUGCGUUACAAGACUGGUCAGGAGAUGACCCGGAGACGUAUUUUGGUGAUCUGGGCACUUGGGCCGAAAGCAGGAUGCGGCGAUGAGAUUUGCAUCGGCCCCGGAGCGACAUAGCAGGCUGUUUUUAGUAGUAGACCCAGUGGCAUCUCGCACAGUCACCCUCAAGUUCAAAGCAACCGCAAUUAGAAUGGUGAGUGUGGGAUGAAUUGGACAGUCACGUGCAUGGACCACAGAUCGUGCCCAAUUCCUGAAGCCCAGGGGAUGACGUUUUGAACAAGUCUCGAAGCUGUAGGCGUGCUUCUAAGCGGUGUAAUGGCUGCCAGUCAAGCGAUCCAGUGGUUGCCGUAUGGAUGUCUCCCUGAAGAAGAUGCUCUUUCGAAACUCCUCUUCACGACCGAACAAUAAGGUGUUAUAUUCACCAGUGAAUCCAUCCUCUCCCCGGCCUGUGCAGCUUCACGCCCGCCUCCUUUCACCUCACCUUCACCUGCUCGCGCCGGCUCAAUUCCUCCUC